AUGGACCUCCUGGGUGGUGGAGGAUUCCCAGUUACAGAGAAGGAGGUGCAGCAGUGGUACAAGGGCUUCAUCAAGGACUGUCCCAGCGGGCAGCUCGACGCCGCCGGCUUCCAGAAGAUCUACAAGCAGUUCUUCCCCUUCGGUGACCCAACCAAAUUUGCCACCUUCGUUUUCAACGUCUUCGAUGAGAACAAAGAUGGGAGGAUCGAGUUUUCAGAGUUCAUCCAGGCGCUGUCGGUCACCUCCCGGGGGACCCUGGACGAGAAGCUGAGGUGGGCGUUCAAGCUGUACGACUUGGACAACGACGGGUACAUCACGAGGAACGAGAUGCUGGACAUUGUGGAUGCAAUCUAUCAGAUGGUGGGAAACACUGUGGAGCUUCCUGAGGAGGAGAACACACCUGAGAAAAGGGUGGAUCGGAUUUUUGCCAUGAUGGACAAGAAUGCAGAUGGGAAGCUGACACUGCAGGAGUUCCAGGAGGGCUCCAAGGCUGACCCCUCCAUCGUGCGUCUUUUGCCAUGUGACUCCUCCAGUUCUGGAGAUACGUGCUGA
Messenger RNA from Chaetura pelagica (chimney swift), 552 nucleotides. RefSeq names its product neuronal calcium sensor 1 (gene NCS1). NCBI's taxonomy places the organism in Eukaryota, Metazoa, Chordata, Aves, Apodiformes, Apodidae. The record is from RefSeq and is a predicted model, not a curated record. Gene Ontology annotation, molecular function: calcium sensitive guanylate cyclase activator activity; calcium ion binding. The transcript has 8 exons. The coding region runs from base 1 to 552 and encodes 183 amino acids.